Molecule: messenger RNA, 4257 nt
Organism: Plasmodium relictum
Lineage: Eukaryota; Apicomplexa; Aconoidasida; Haemosporida; Plasmodiidae
Gene: ApiAP2
Product: transcription factor with AP2 domain(s), putative
Exons: 2
Coding region: 1-4257 (1418 amino acids)
Source: RefSeq, a predicted model, not a curated record
AUGUUAGAGUUAAGAACUAGUUCAAAUACCAAUAAGAAAAAUAGUAAACUUGAUGAAAAAAGUAAGAAACCAGUUGUAAAAGGUGAAAACGAUAAUUCAGACGAUUUAAAAAAUAUAUAUAAUGAAGAUUCUAUGAAUAAAAUGGAUAAUUAUAUGAAUUACUCAGAACAAAAAACUCAAAAUUAUCCAAUAAGUAGAACAACAACUUCUAACGUAAUUAAUGGUGGAAGUAUGGAGAGUGUAAAUGAUGGAGCAUUUAAUAAUAGCUCCAAGUCCGCUAAUGUUUCGAAUGAUUAUGAAAAUACAAAACAAGUAAAUGAAAAUGUGCAUACAAAAGUAGAACAAGGCGAAAGUAAUGAAUACGAAAAACUGGAUGACAAAAAUAGAAAAAUAAUAAAAUACAAAAGUAAUGAUGAUAAUGAAACUGUUGAUUUUGAAUCUCCAAAAAUAGAAUUUAAAAUAAAUGAAAAGGAGCAUAAUAAUGAAAAUAAUUUAGAAAAUGAAAACGAGAAGGUGAAAGAAUCUCAUAAUGAAAAAUUGAAUGACAUUAAAUUUGAUUUAAAUUAUAAAAAUGAAGAUACAAAUGUAGUCUUAAAAGAAGAAGCACCCUUAUCAUAUGAAAUGGAAAAUGUAUAUAAAAAGAAUAGUUGCCCAUCAGAUUGUAAUGAAAAUAAUCAUAGUGAUAAUAAUAACAUUAAUAUUAAUAAUAGUAAUGAUAACAACUUUUUGGAUAAAAUCUGUGAAGAUGAAGAAUCAAAAGAAAAGUAUGAUGAAAAUUUUAUUAAUUUUAACAAUCCUUGCGGAUACAAAGAAGAAAUAAAAAAAGAAAACCCACUACUUAAAGAAGAAAAUGAAACGGAAAAUAAUAUAAAUAAGUUAAAUGAUGAUAUAAAUUUAAGUGAUGAAAAUAAUGAAAAUUUAAAAAACUCUUUAAUAAAGGAACUUUUAGCAAAAAAUCAAAAUAAGGAGUCAUGGAAUGAUCAAAAUAAAUCAUUUUCUUUAAUUGAUAAUAUUUUAAAUUUAAAAAAUGAUGAACGAUUAAAUAAUCAAUUAAACAAAUAUUUGAAUGAAGAAAAAAAUAAUUUAGAAAGUAAUAAAAAGGCAAAUGAUACAUUAUUAGAAAAUAGCAAUUGUGAUAAUUUAAAUUGUCUCAUUUCUACUACAAAUAAUAAAGAAUCAACUAAUAAAAAUGAAAAUUUGAUGAAACUGAAAAUCAUUUGCUUAAGUUAUUUAAGAAUUUUGAAAAGGCUAACAUCCUUAUGGAGUGAAACAGAUAAAGCAUUUGAAUAUCAUUUUGUUAAUUUAUUAAAUAAUGUAAAUUCAAAUAAUUUAGAUAAUUAUUUAUGUUGUUUUUCCAACAUAAAAAUAUGUUUUAUUAAAAAUGUAUUUUUGGAUUCUUUUAUAGAAUGUAUUGAAGAAUUAGAAAUAAUAAAAAAAUUUAAAACAUCAGAAAAAAAAGAAGAUACAGGUGAAAAAGGAGUAAUGGAUAAAAAUGAAUUUCAUAAACAAAUUUUGGAAGAAGUGGAAAAUAAUUUAACGAAGGAAAUUAUUGAAGAAAUAUUUCAGUUAACAUUAAAAAAUCCAUAUUGCAAUAAUAAUUAUUUAAAUAAUAUGAAUUCUUCAGAUGGGGAACACAAUGCAUUAUCUAUUUUUAAUGAGUCAAAUAAAAACAACGUAUGUAACAGUUCAAACACAAUUUUUGAUUUGAAAAAAGGAAAAGAUUAUUUGAAUUGUAGUAACAGAAAUAUGUGUAAUCCAUUGGGUAAUUGUGUAUCAACUCAAAGUAAUCACACAUGUAAUUCUCAUACAAAUCAUUCAUGUGGGGGUACAUAUCCUUUAAAUUACUCAAACAGUUUCCCUUUUAAUUGUAUGAAUAAUAAUAUAGGUAAUUCUACCAGUAAUAUCAAUAAUAAUAAAAAUAAUUUAAUAAAUAAUACCAAUGCAAAUAGUAAUAAUAAUAAUUAUAAUAAUUAUUCUAUUGGUUCUAAUAUGUGCAAAAAAAAAUGUAACUAUUCGGAUGAAAAUAUUUUGAACAAAUUAAAUGUAAGUAUUGAUUAUAAUUCUUAUAAUGAUUUUAACAAUAAUUAUAUUCAAGAAGCAGAAAAAGUAGUAGAAAAAUAUAAGAAUUUGAGUAAACUAAAUUCAAAAGAUAGCGAUAAUAUGUAUAACUCGUGCAGUCACUCAAAUUUACAAGAUAUAAAUAAUAAUAAUAAUUUAAAUGCUUAUUUGCAAUUAAAAAUGUUUAUUUCUGAAUAUGAAAAUUUAUGUAAAAAUGAUAAAAUAAAGUUAAAAGAUUUGGAUUUAAGUGCAAAUGACCUUAACUUUUUGAAAUGUUUGUAUGCCCAUUUAAACUCGUCUAAUAUUCUAGAGGAUAAAGGUAUUAGUGAUAUAUAUAACGGUGAAAAUGAUUCAAAAGAAUCGAAGAAAAACUGUUAUGAAAAUAAGUUGAAGUUGGAAUGCUCUAGUAAUAAUGAUUUAAAUAAAUUGAUUCCAAAUUAUAAAUUGAAUGAAGAUGAAAAUUAUGAAGAUAGAGAAAAUUAUUCUAAAUAUGAAAGGGAUCAAGGAUUAUUAAAUGCAAAUGAUAACAAUUUGAAUUAUUUAUCGAACAGUUUUCAGAAUAUAUUAAGAAAAAGAAAGAUAUAUGAUAAUUAUUUAUCCAAAUGUAAUAAUAAUUCAAAUAUGAAUAAUAACUCAUGUUAUGACUUAAAUUAUCUUUUAUACAAUACUAAUGUUUUAAAGAAAUUAAAAUUUAAUUUAUUAGAAAAUAAAAAAAAUGGGCAUAACAAUGAUUUUAGAAAAAAAGAUUCUAAUGAUUUAUCGGUAGAUGACAAUAGUUCACACUUAAAUUCAAGAAAAUCCUAUGUAUAUAAAAAUAAUAUUUUAAAUAAUUUAAAAAAUUUCAAAGAUAUGUUAAAUUUAUCACAAGAAGGUAUAAAUAAAAAAGGAUCAUUUAAAAGUUCUGAACAUAUAAACCCAAGUACAUUAUAUGAUUUUAUUUUAAAUACUAAUAAUUCUAGUAAUGCACGUGAAAAUUCAUUACAGCAUAAUACCAUUACAAAUAAUAUAAGCAGUAAUAAUAGCAGUGCUAAUAAUAGUAAUAACAAUAAUAGUAAUGGUAUUAAUAUAAACAGCAGUUAUAAUAUAAAUAACAGUAGUAUUCAAAAAAAAAAUAGUUAUGAUUAUAAUCCUGAUUACAAUUCCAAAAUUAGUGCAAAUGGCUCCGAUUUAUCCUUAAAUAAUCAAGAAAAUAAUGAUGGAAUAUUAAAUAAUGGGAAAGUAGAAAGUAACAUUAAUUAUAAAAAUAAGAAUGAUAUUAAUAAAAAUAUAUCUCUGAAUAAUAAAAACACCAAAAACAUAAAAAAUGCUUCUAGUAGUCCAGUAUCAACAAAUUACGGAAUGGGAAAAUUAAAAUAUGAAAUGCCAGUUGGAGUAAAUCCGAAUGAUGAUAAAGUAAAAGGAGUUUAUUUUUCAAAAUCACCAAGAGGAGUAGGUAAAUGGAAUGCAUAUUUUCAAAUAGCAAAUAAUAAGAGAUUAUUUACUAGUUUCAGUGUAAGUAAAUAUGGAUAUAGUGAAGCAAGGAAAUUAUCCAUAUUAAAAAGAACAGAAUGGGAGAAAGAAUACAAGCAUCAUACAGAUUUAAAGAAUUCUGAUUCUAAAAAAGGAAAAAAAAAAAGUCAUGUUGCUUCAAGUAAUUUGCUUAGGAAUAAUGUAAAAAAUAUAUCUAAAGGAAAUUCUAAUAAUUCUAAUAGUGAUGCAUCUUUAUCAUAUACAAAAGAUAAUCAACUAAAAGAAGACUGUUUAUUGUACUCCAAUGACGAAGAAGGUUUAAUAAGUAAUAAAAUAAAUACUGAUAUACCGAGUGAUGCAAAUGAUCACCAAUCAUCUAAUAAAAAAAUAAAUAAAUUAAAUAUGAGCAAUAAUGGAUAUAUAAAAGUAGAAGAUAAUUUAAAUUUUUUUAUUGAAUGCGCAAAAAAUGAAAAUGAAUCGUUCAAUUCAGUAGAUUUAUUAAGAUCAAGUCUAACUAACGAUAAAAAUACUUCCAAAAAAAAUUCCUUAAAUUAUACGCAAAAUUCUAUGUCUAAUUCUUUUAAUAAUGUUAUUGAUAAUAAAAAUUCCUUAAAUUCGUCGAGGAUUUUAUCUAAUUCCUUAGGUUUAUCAAAUAAAUAUAUUAGAAAUUUACAUUUUCCAACUAUUGAUUCUCAUGCUGUUAGUAAUUUUUUAGAAGCUGUAACAGAUGACCAGAAAAUAUCAUCUUAG